CCGCGGGCGCCUGGGCCCAGGCCGGGCAGCGGGGCCGAGCAGGCGGCGCGGGGCCCGCACACGCCUCUCCUCCGCCGCCGCCGCCGCCUUCUCUCUCGUCCGCUCCCGGGGCCGCGAGCGAGGAAUCUGCCGCCCGGAAGCCGCGGCGCGUUGGCUGGCGGCCCGAGGGAAGAUGGCGUCGGUGUGGGACGAGUCCGAGGAUGGCGUCGGCGAAGAGGUGCUGAAGAUGUCCACGGAGGAGAUCGUGCAGCGGACGCGUCUCCUCGACAGCGAGAUCAAGAUCAUGAAGAGUGAGGUACUGAGAGUGACCCACGAGCUUCAGGCCAUGAAAGACAAGAUCAAAGAGAACAGUGAGAAGAUCAAAGUGAACAAAACCUUGCCGUACCUGGUCUCUAACGUCAUUGAGCUGCUGGAUGUUGACCCCAAUGACCAGGAGGAGGAUGGAGCAAACAUUGACCUGGAUUCCCAGAGAAAGGGCAAGUGUGCUGUGAUCAAGACCUCUACACGUCAGACGUAUUUCCUGCCUGUUAUUGGCUUGGUUGAUGCUGAGAAGUUGAAGCCUGGAGACCUGGUGGGAGUGAACAAAGACUCUUACUUGAUCCUGGAGACUCUGCCCACCGAGUAUGAUUCGCGGGUGAAAGCCAUGGAGGUGGAUGAGCGACCCACAGAGCAGUACAGUGACAUCGGCGGGCUGGAUAAACAAAUCCAAGAGCUCGUGGAGGCCAUUGUCCUGCCCAUGAAUCACAAGGAGAAGUUUGAAAACUUGGGUAUACAGCCACCCAAAGGAGUCCUCAUGUACGGGCCUCCAGGGACAGGCAAGACACUUCUGGCUCGAGCAUGUGCUGCCCAGACCAAGGCCACGUUCCUGAAGCUGGCAGGCCCGCAGCUCGUGCAGAUGUUCAUCGGCGACGGGGCCAAGCUGGUGCGCGACGCUUUCGCUCUGGCCAAGGAGAAAGCCCCUUCCAUCAUCUUCAUCGACGAGCUGGACGCCAUCGGCACCAAGAGGUUUGACAGCGAGAAGGCCGGUGACCGGGAGGUGCAGAGGACCAUGCUGGAGCUGCUGAACCAACUCGAUGGUUUCCAGCCCAACACACAAGUCAAGGUGAUUGCUGCCACCAACCGGGUCGAUAUCCUGGACCCGGCUUUGCUCCGCUCGGGGCGGCUGGAUCGCAAGAUUGAGUUCCCGAUGCCGAACGAGGAGGCCAGAGCCAGAAUUAUGCAGAUCCACUCGCGCAAAAUGAACGUGAGCCCCGACGUGAACUACGAGGAGCUGGCUCGCUGCACAGACGACUUCAACGGGGCACAGUGCAAGGCGGUGUGCGUGGAGGCGGGGAUGAUCGCCCUGCGCCGCGGGGCCACGGAGCUCACCCACGAGGACUACAUGGAGGGAAUCCUGGAGGUGCAGGCGAAGAAAAAAGCCAACCUGCAGUACUAUGCCUGAUCUCUGCCCGGUCAAGGGGGUGCCCUGGGCAGAGGACGGGACUAGAUUGGACUGUACCACUUAUUUUAUGUCUGGAAAAAAUAAAACUGCUAUUUUUCCCCCCA
This is a messenger RNA of Colius striatus (speckled mousebird), 1545 nucleotides long. RefSeq names its product proteasome 26S subunit, ATPase 3 (gene PSMC3). Gene Ontology annotation, cellular component: proteasome regulatory particle, base subcomplex. The record is from RefSeq and is a predicted model, not a curated record. NCBI's taxonomy places the organism in Eukaryota, Metazoa, Chordata, Aves, Coliiformes, Coliidae. Gene Ontology annotation, molecular function: proteasome-activating activity; ATP binding; ATP hydrolysis activity. Gene Ontology annotation, biological process: proteasome-mediated ubiquitin-dependent protein catabolic process. Bases 173 to 1441 code for a protein of 422 amino acids. The transcript is spliced from 12 exons.